ACAAAAAUAAACAAAACAAUCUUACUCGUUUUUCAGAAAAAAAAUGUACUUAUGUCGUCGAGGAAUACUCCAAUUUGCCCGGAUUGUGAAUCAGGAAGGAUAUGUGGCAAGGAAUUUGGCAUCUCAGCCCCCUGCCAUUGACGGAGACGAGAAAACUGCGAAAAAGAAGAAGAAGCCUGCGAUACCAAAAAUUACCCUGAUUUCAGAUGGCACCAAUAUUGAAAUUACGACUUUGGAAGAAGCUAAAAAACUUAGUAGUCGGAGGAAUUUGAAGCUAGUCAAAGUGGUAGACAUGGAUGUGAAGACCCAACGACCAAUAUAUAAACUUCUCUCUAGCGCAGAUUAUCUCAAAGAAGAAUUAGAGAAUCGCGAAAGUAAAAAAAAGAAGAAAGAUUAUAUAAAGGGAGAAAAAUUGCUGCAAGUCAGUGGUAAAAUUGCUUCGGGAGAUCUCAUGAGCAAAGUCAAAUUGGUGACAAAAUGGUUCGCAAAGAACUACGAAGUUCGUGUCAUCAUUUCAAAAGAUGGCACCGACAACGAAAAGGUGGAACACAUCGCAAAUGAAAUUGAAAAAGUUGUUCCUGCAAAUAGAGUUCUUCAGAAAAGAGUCAGUGGCUCAGAUAUCCGUUUUUCGUUAGUUCCUCCAAAGCCGGCGGCUGCUCCUGUUGACACCCCAAGCAAUACGGAAGCCAAUAGUCAACAAAUUCGGUCUUAUCAUACGGAUCCUUCGCAGUGACUAGAUGGCUCAAAGACAAAUUUAAAGAUAUGCACUGCCUUUGUAGGGCUUCUUGCGUUAAAAUACAUGUUUUGGUCCGUUUGGCUAAAUCAAAAGUCGAAAGAGCCAAAAAAGAAGACGGAUGUCAUUAGAUAGUCGUGAAUAAAACAAAUAUUUUAGUUAAACAAGUGUUAUUAUAACUUCAAGAAUAAUUUAUAAAGUAGGUAAAUAUAAUUUAUUUUCUGCCCAAAAGACACGGCAUUAUAUGCGUGCAUGGUCUCUCCU
Messenger RNA from Culicoides brevitarsis, 997 nucleotides. RefSeq lists its product as uncharacterized. Gene Ontology annotation, biological process: ribosome disassembly; mitochondrial translational initiation. The transcript has 2 exons. NCBI's taxonomy places the organism in Eukaryota, Metazoa, Arthropoda, Insecta, Diptera, Ceratopogonidae. Gene Ontology annotation, cellular component: mitochondrion. The record is from RefSeq and is a predicted model, not a curated record. Bases 44 to 733 code for a protein of 229 amino acids. Gene Ontology annotation, molecular function: ribosome binding; translation initiation factor activity.